This is a messenger RNA of Calypte anna (Anna's hummingbird), 5077 nucleotides long. It is a transcript of the gene ILRUN, whose product is annotated as inflammation and lipid regulator with UBA-like and NBR1-like domains. Gene Ontology annotation, molecular function: ubiquitin binding. Bases 96 to 971 code for a protein of 291 amino acids. Gene Ontology annotation, biological process: macroautophagy. Gene Ontology annotation, cellular component: phagophore assembly site. The transcript is spliced from 5 exons. NCBI's taxonomy places the organism in Eukaryota, Metazoa, Chordata, Aves, Apodiformes, Trochilidae. The record is from RefSeq and is a predicted model, not a curated record.
CGGGCCCGCGCUCCCCCCUCACCCCCCCUCCCCCCCCAUGCGGAGCUGAGGCGGCGGCGGCGGCAGCGGGGAGGCCCCGGGCAGCGCCCUGAGCCAUGGAGGGCAUGGACGUGGAUCUGGACGCGGAGCUGAUGCAGAAGUUCAGCUGUUUGGGCACUACCGACAAGGACGUACUGAUCGGAGAGUUCCAGCGCCUCCUCGGCUUCCAGCUCAGCCCCGCCGGCUGCGCCUUCUUCCUCGACAUGACCAACUGGAAUCUGCAAGCUGCCAUUGGAGCCUAUUAUGAUUUUGAGAGUCCAAAUAUCAAUGUCCCAUCCAUGUCCUUUGUUGAAGAUGUCACCAUAGGUGAGGGAGAGUCCAUCCCUCCUGAUACCCAGUUUACAAAAACAUGGAGGAUACAAAACACAGGGACAGAGGCCUGGCCCCCAGGGGUUUGUCUGAAGUAUGUUGGGGGAGACCAAUUUGGGCACGUGAACAUGGUGAUGGUGAGGUCCCUGGAGCCCCAGGAGAUUGCAGAUGUGAGUGUCCAGAUGUGCAGCCCCAGCACAGCAGGAAUGUAUCAGGGACAGUGGCGAAUGUGCACUGCCACGGGACUCUACUACGGAGAUGUCAUCUGGGUGAUCCUCAGCGUGGAAGUUGGAGGACUUCUAGGUGUAACACAGCAGCUCUCAUCCUUUGAAACGGAGUUCAACACACAGCCACACCGCAAGGUAGAAGGAAACUUUAACCCCUUCGCCUCUCCACAGAAGAACAGGCAACCAGAUGAAAACAACCUAAAAGACCCUGGGGGUUCCGAGCUAGGCACAAUCAGCAAAAACACAUGGGGGCCUGCUCCUGACCAAAUCGAACAAGAUCAGAAUGGACUCUCACAAAACUCUGUAAAUCUCUCCCCCAGCAGUCACUCGAACAACUUGUCGGUAGUGACGUACAGUAAGGGUUUCCACGGUCCUUAUCCCUUCGGACAGUCUUAAAACACACAAAAAACACAAAACGGGUAUCGGCAAGAGGAGAACUUAACAAAGAACUGACUUUUGGGGGAAGGGAGGGGGAUUCGUGUGGCAGACAGACACAGCGUGGAUCCCCCCCUUCUCUGCCUCCGUGUUCUGGAUAAAGAAGAAAAAACAAAAGCCCAGUAACUUAAGACUAGCUGUUUCCAGAGGAAAAUACAAGAUCUAAGUAUGCAUGUGUGAAUGUUGGAGUUCAGGAGUGUUGUUAAAUGCUAUGAGAAAGAAAAUAUACCAACACCAUGGGUUUGGUUUUUUUUGGAAAUCAUUCUCACAGAUAAUUAGGUAGCUUCAAGGUGAAAAAUGAAAAAGCCAUCUUUAAAAAAAAAAAAAUAUUUUGCCUACAGAGCGGUUGUAGUUUGAGCAAGUGUUUAAUUUCUGUUUGUUUCUUGUUCAUAUUUUUUUUUUAAAUAAGGGACAGCGUGCAUUUUAUGGAACUGUCAUGUUUUGCUUGCUUUUGAAUGGGAAUUUCCUCAGCAUCUUCUGGGGUUUGUGCAGUGACUUCUUUUUGUCAGACGUUUUUUAAUGACAGGUUGGGCCUGUACCCACCUCUGCAUUUUUAAUGCCAUCUGCUGGUUUUAGUUAACAACUUUUAAAAUCUUUUCUUUCUUUCUUCUGUAUUUUUUUCCUUUUGAUUUGGGUGUUGCUGUGAGUUGUCCUGCAUGUUGUUGGCAACCAUGCUGAAGAGCAAGUCUCAAAGUUGGAGAGAAAGACUCUGGGACUUCUAGGGUAACAUGGAGGGCUUGUUACCCUUCCCUUUGUACAUGAAAUACACACGAAUGCACACCCAUAUUAAUAAGGAACAGAUUAAUUAAAGUUCCAGAGCUGUCUGUGUGGUUAGCAUUUGAAAAUACCUUUUUUUGUUAACUCUUGCUGUACAGUAGCUGUGCUUAGAGCAACCAACCAAGCUAUCAGUCUUGUGCCAAGAGGAAACUUUUCUGUAGCUGUAAUUCACUUGGUAAUAGUUGCAGAGCUUUACAGAAGCCAUGUCCUUUUAAUUUUGGAUCUCCCAUCUCUUACAGAGUCUUAAGUUUGCAUUAAUUUCUCCUGUGCUUUGAGGCUUAAUUGUUCUUGAAUGCAGAGCAAGAGUGAGCAUCACCAGUUGGGUUCCACUCCAUCGCCUUGUGUUCAUCCUGGCUUAGAGGAUCUUUGAGGCUCUUGGAGGAUCUUUGAGGCUCUUGGAGGUCCUUUGAGGCUCUUGGAGGUCCUUUGAGGCUCUUGGAGGUCCUUUGAGGCUCUUGGAGGUCCUUUGAGGCUCUUGGAGGUCCUUUGAGGCUCUUGGAGGUCCUUUGAGGCUCUUGGAGGAUCUUUGAGGCUCUUUGAGGACCUUUGAGGCUCUCGGAGGACCUUUGAGGCGCUCGGAGGAUCUUUGAGGCUCUCGCCUCCUAAAUGGACUCUCCAGGGCUUGGUGUUAGAGGAGGAAUCUCUGCUGUAAAGAUUCCUGUGGCUCUGCUGUUCCUCCAGUGUGUUCUCCUCUAGUUCUGGAUUCGGAAGCCCAGUGUGAGGGGAGGGAGAGUUGGCCCCGAGUGUUUGUGGCUGGGUUUGUGCUGUGGCACCACAGAUGCUGCUGGAGGGGAGCGAGGUGAUGGGAUGUAACAUGAACCAGGCUGCAGCAGCCAUCUGCCAAAGCUGGGCUCAGAAAAAGCUCCCACUGCCUUCCUCCAGAUCUUCCCAGUGAAGGCUCUUGUCCUCCUUGCUGCAUGGCAGGUGGCUUUGCACCCACAGCUCUUGGCUACUUGUAUUUUCUUGGCUGGUUUUCAACGUGGGAUUAAUUUUCAUUGCAGCCACCAAGGACUCUGUGUCUUGGUGCACACAUCUUGUGGAGGGCAGUGGGAGUUCCUCACACCUGACAGAGGAUGAACUGGGCCAGUGGGUUGAAUUUUGCAUUUUAGAGGUUCAGGUGUUAAAGGUUGCUGUUAUCUGAGGUCUCCCUUCAAACAAAUCUGCUUUGCUGAGAGAAACAGGUAUUAUCUAAGAACUUAGCUGCAUAAAAGAGGUACUGCAUGGUUUGGACUGCUGGCCAUUUGCACUUGCAGUUUGGUGAGCACCUUGGCAGCUUCCUGGAGCUGGGGGAGUGUUCAGAUCCAUGGCAGGUGGUGCUGUGCUGCUCUGGUGGUUGAUUCUUGUCCUGUAACAUCAUUUUGCCUUGGGUUAGUUAUCUCCUCUUAGGAUCCAGUCUAGGGGAGCUAGUUACAUCCCUGUAAGCUUGGGCAAGUGGACUCUUCUUGGCUUCUUCCUCUCCAAACCAGUGGCUUGUGUGACAAGCUCCAGUGGUGUGAACACCUACCUGGCAUCACAUCACAUCACACCUCCUGCAAUGCUGCUCCUUCCCUUCUGAAGGCAUCUAAACCCUGGAGGCUGCUGUUUGUCCAGGUGACAAUGUGAUUCCUUAUCUUUAUGAGCUCCUUUUAUCAACUGUGUAGCAGAAAGAAGGGGGGAUGAAGAUCUGGGUCUUGUCUGUCACAGCUGGUGCUGCAAUCUUUGCUUUUUUCAGCUGAAGCAUCCAGCAGACCCUUGCACUGGGUACCCCCCACUGGCUUUCCUCUGCUCCUCCUGUGUGUAAUGGCUGCCACAUUCGUGUUCCUGUGCUCAUCUCCUAAGACUGAAUUUUCCUUUUCUUGAAAAAAAAAAAACAAAACCAAAAAACCCAAACAACAAAAUACAACUUGCAUGCACCCCAAGUACUCGUGUGCUUUCCCACUCAGAAGGCAAUGCUCGUUCUGCACAGACUUGAAUUCUUUGGAGUGUUCUCAGUCCGUGUUGUCCUUGUGACAAGAGUCACUCACUCCAGGGUGUGAAGAAAGGCAGGACCAGGUCAGAGUUGCUGCUGAAAUCUGCAGGCUCACAUCACUGCUCUUCCCCAGGUACCUGUGUGUGAGCACUGCAGAGGAUGGUGCAGAGCUCAGUGCUUUGAGGGUUGGGGUUGUCACCCUGGCUGUGACAGUGGAAGAAUGUUUCAAUGAGUGGUUGCUCUACCUCUGGGUUUUUCCUCGAGUAAAAACUGUUUCACUGAGGCCAAAGGUGGUUUUCUCUCCUCUGGUUCCUAAGGUUCUGCAGCCAGCCCUCAAAUUGCUCUUCCUGCCAGGUCUUCAGCUUUUAAAUAGGGGGAUUGGAGGUGUGUUCAGCAAAAGCUCUUUUCAGGGGGCUGUGGUUGUACUGGUGUCUGUAGGGCUGAUGCAUUCAGUCUUGUGGAGUCUCAGCAUGAGCUACAGGAAACAAAGGCCCUGACAUUGCAGAAGUGCUGAAUGCCACCUGGCUCAGGUGACCUGAUCCAGAACUCAAGCCUGUUAGAAAUGGGAGGGAAUCCUUACCAGGCUGAGACUGAUGAACCAGUGAAGAGGCUGUUAGCCCAGUGAGGCUGGUGUUCCUGACUGGGGGGGUGAUGGGGCUGGGACCCAUUGGGAUGGAAGGGUGCAGUGAGAGAGAGGCUGCCACUGACUGCAGUCUGAUGGACACACGUUUGUUUUGAAGUCCUGAGAAGGAGGGGGAGAGGGAGAGAGAGAGAGAGAGCGAGAGAGCUUUCUUAAUCCCCCACCUCUCAAAAAAAAAAAAAAAAAAAAGAUGCUGAACACCUCUGGUUUUCUCUCAAAUGGUUCUAGCAUGAGGAAACCAUAUUGCUAAUACAGUGAGCAAGGGCAGCCCAGGCCCCUCUCUCAGCCUGGGCAAACAGCACGAUAUCCCUAGGACAUGGGGGGAGCUGGAAUCUGCUGCCCAUGGAUCAUGGAUGUUGGAUUCCAACCCUCCAAGGUUUGGAAGAUGUGGCUCCCCCAGCCAGGGGCAAAGCAGAGAGCAGCUGGAGCCUGCAGGGUUAGGAAAUGCACGCUGUCCCACGUCUGGGUUUCUGUUGUGUGUUUAAUUUUUCUUUUUUUUUUUUUGGUGUGUGAGUGUGUGGGUGGUUCUGCAGCCUGUCUAUUCUCUCCAGGGGGAGUGCAUGUGUAGAACAGGAUGGUGUGUUGCCUCAUUGAGUCUGGGAGAAGUCCUAUGAUAGCACAUUGGGGGUAAAAAUAAAGGAAGCUUUUUCCUUAAUGUAUAAAUGAAUAUUUGUAUGAUUAAAUUAACACAGAAAAAAAAAA